ACUUGGAUAUCGGAAUUACUGAAUUACAUAUAAUAAAAAUCAUAUCCUCAGAAAAAAGAAAAAAACGCAAAGAAAAGAGAAAUGGCUACUUUGGGUGGAAUUAGCCAGGUCGAUGGAAGCGCCAAUAGUUUGGAGAUUGAAAACCUCGCUCGUUUUGCUGUUGAUGAACACAACAAGAAAGGGAAUACGAUGCUGCAGUUUAAGAAGGUGACGAAUGUAAAACAACAAGUGGUUUCUGGGACUAUGUAUUACAUAACAUUGGAGGCGAUGGAUGGUGACAAGACGAAAGUUUAUGAAGCCAAGGUGUGGGACAAGCCAUGGAUGAAUUUCAAGGAGUUACAGGAUUUCAAGGUUAUUGGCGAUGCUCCCGCCGGUUGUACUUCCACCGCUUAAGGUGACUGGAGAUUGUAGAGGAAAGGAUAUCAGGAUAUCGAAGGUGGGUUUUAAAUAAAUGUAACUGUCAUAAUUUACCUGUGUCCCUUGUACCCUAUUUCUUCUGUAAUUUUAGUGUGAUUCCAUUGUCUGAAGUAAAUCUACAUUUUGGGGAUUUUAUCUCCAUGACUGCUUUCUAUAUGCAUAAAGUUAAAUUUCUGGCUUC
This is a messenger RNA of Gossypium raimondii (Peruvian cotton), 598 nucleotides long. Its product is annotated as cysteine proteinase inhibitor. NCBI's taxonomy places the organism in Eukaryota, Viridiplantae, Streptophyta, Magnoliopsida, Malvales, Malvaceae. The record is from RefSeq and is a predicted model, not a curated record. The transcript is spliced from 3 exons. Gene Ontology annotation, molecular function: cysteine-type endopeptidase inhibitor activity. The coding region runs from base 82 to 393 and encodes 103 amino acids.